This is a messenger RNA of Bactrocera oleae (olive fruit fly), 1168 nucleotides long. RefSeq lists its product as uncharacterized. Lineage: Eukaryota; Metazoa; Arthropoda; Insecta; Diptera; Tephritidae. The record is from RefSeq and is a predicted model, not a curated record.
CUUUAAAUUAUUUUUUAUUGUAAUCAGAUAAGGAAAAUCUCACACUUGUAGUCAAAUGGAGUUAAUAAACUUUAGUAUAGUACCGUUGUUAAUGGGUUUGUUGAAUAAUCUAGAGCAUGAGCACGAAAACAGAUUAUCGUUUUUUUUUUUAUUAUUAGAUUUGUGAUUUGUUAUAUGCGUUGUAUUUGUAUUAGAUUUGGUUUUAUGACCGAUUAGCAGUUUCAGGCUUUGAAGUUUUCGAUCAAUUCUAUAAAAGCCAUUACUGCGCCUAAAUAAAGGUUAGUUAAAGAACUGUUAACUUUGCGAGCAGUUAAUAUUUACCAUGAAAAUCAUAUUAAUCCUUUUGACUAUCGUUGGUCUAGCGACAGCCACGGAAGUCGCUGAAACAUUCGCCGAUCGUUCCCUGUCCAGCGUUGCUAUCGAUGUUAUCGAGAAUCUACGUGAUGAGAUGCCUUGCGGUUUCCCCGGACUCGGCAUUCCCCCACUCACUCCGCUAAAGAUCCCACACAAGGAAGUAAAUAUCGACACAGAGGCCUUGCAAUUGCAGGGUUUUGUUGACAACUUCCGCUUGAACGGUCUGAACGAUUUCGAUAUUGAUGAGAUGAAGAUCAAUGCGAUUACUAGCAAAGUGAGCUUCCGUUUCAUUUUCCGCAAUGUGAACGUCGAUACAGAAUACGAUUUGCGUUUGCUGUUGAAAAAAGCUGGCUUUACCAUCAACAUGGUCGGCAGUGGGCCAGCCAAGUUUGCUAUUAAAAAUAUGGAUGUCAAAGGUGUCCUUAAGUACUCAUUGGGUCUUGUGAGCGGUAAAUUGAAGUUGAAGACCUUGAGCAUUCGCACACACAUCGGCGAAGUAGAGUCCGAUAUUGAGGGUAUCAUGGGUGAAGGUGACAUAAACGAGAAGAUGAACGAAGUUUUGGCUGAAAUCGUAGAGGUGGCUGUUAAUGAGAAUGAGGAUAACAUUGCCGCCACCAUCGAAAAAUUUGCUGUACCAAAGGUGAACAGUCUUUUGGGUGACAUGUCUUUGGCUGACGUGAUUGCUGCAGUGGGCGGUAACAACGAGGAAAAGGAUAAGUGUAUACCCCCUACUUAUUGAAUAAUGUGAAGAAUAUAUUUUUUGAUUGAAAUAAAUUGUUUAUUUUAAUAAAAACUUUAUUAAUUACUGGGAAAA